CUUAUCCGUGCUACCAACGACAAGCUCGAGCCGAACCCGUGGCUCCAGCGGGUAGGAUGGGCAGAGCAUCUAAGUGGACUACGCAUCAGCCAGCUCUACGAAACCACCGGCCUAAUCCAGGAGGCCGUGGAGGACGUGCUCCAUAUGAUGUGGACUUCGGUCAACGAGGUCUUGGAGUACGCCAGGGCCAUAUUUACGCCUAAUAAGGUCGGGUACGCCGUAUUAUUCGAGGUCUAG
Colletotrichum phormii is the source of this 237-nucleotide messenger RNA. RefSeq lists its product as uncharacterized. The record is from RefSeq and is a predicted model, not a curated record. The annotation marks the transcript as partial. NCBI's taxonomy places the organism in Eukaryota, Fungi, Ascomycota, Sordariomycetes, Glomerellales, Glomerellaceae. The transcript has a single exon.